GUUGCUCAGACAGCUUCGGGUCAGUGCUGGUCCUUCUCCUCUUCUGAUCAGCAGCAGCGGAAUCAGCUUCGCCUCCUUCACUGCUGCUCUGCUGUAGCUGCUGCUGCUGCUGCUUGUAUGCCGCGGGCCAAGCUUCUCCUUCCUCUCCCGCCUCUCCUCUCUGGCUUUCCUUUUUCGUUCCCUCUCGUCAAUUUGCGAGGCGUGCGGUGUUGUUCAGUGGGGCGUGGCAACGCUUGGACGAGCGACGGAGUGGUAGUAGGAACAGGAACAGGAGGAGGAGGAGGAGGAGGAGCCAUGAAUGGGCAUGUGAUUAGCGGGGGUGGAGCGGCGGUGGUGCCGCGAGCGCCAGCCGGGAAGGUGGACAAGGGCGCCGACUUCGCCAAUUACUUCUGUACCUACGCGUUCUUGUACCACCAGAAGGAGAUGCUGUCCGAUCGAGUGCGCAUGGACGCUUACUACGACUCCAUUUUCAAGAAUGCGCGGCAUUUCAAGGGGAAGACUGUCUUGGACGUUGGUACUGGUAGCGGCAUCUUAGCAAUCUGGUCAGCUCAAGCUGGUGCUCGGAAAGUGUAUGCUGUUGAAGCCACGGACAUGGCUACGCAUGCCAGAGCUCUGGUGGCUGGAAAUGGAAUGGAGAAUAUCGUAGAAGUAAUUGAAGGAUCUGUCGAGGAUAUCACUCUACCUGAACAAGUCGACAUCAUAAUUUCGGAGUGGAUGGGCUAUUUUCUUGUGCGGGAGUCUAUGUUUGACUCUGUUAUCUACGCCAGGGACAAGUGGCUGAAGCCCACGGGCAUGAUGUACCCCAGCCAUGCUCGUAUGUGGCUUGCACCCAUGCAAACGUCCUUGGGAGAGCGCAAGAUUCAGGAAUACCAGCAUGCUAUGAAUGAUUGGUCUCGUUUUACUCAAGAAACGUCUGAUCAGUAUGGAGUUGACAUGCGCGUCCUGAAUGACCCUUAUCGGGAAGAGCAACGGAAAUACUUUCUUCAGACUUCAGUGUGGAAUAGCCUGCACCCGAAUCAAGUUAUCGGCGCACCUGCACUAGUUAAGGAGUUUGACUGCCUAACAGCAACACUUGAUGAAACAGCGAGUGUGCGAUCUCAAUUUAGAAUUCCAAUCGAUUCUGGUAAUGCAAAGAUUGCUGGAUUUGCUGGGUGGUUUGAUGUUCACUUCAGGGGUUGUCCAAGUGAUCCUGCUGACAAUGAAGUCGAGCUGACGACUGCUCCUAGCGUUGAUGAUACCACUCACUGGGGCCAGCAGGUAUUUCUAUUACAUCCUCCCAUCAGUACAAGAAAUGGUGAUAUAUUGGUGGGUGAACUGGAAAUUACACGUUCUAAACAGAACCAUAGACUGAUGGAUGUCAAGAUUGCUCAUGCCUUGGAACGACGGGGUAGUCCUCCUGCUCAGCCAACUAUCUCCAAUUUCUUCAUUGAGUAAAUGAAUAGUAUUUCUGAAUUAGGAUACAUUUUUCUGAAGUUGGAAUCAGGAGAACUUAAGUACUUACGAUUUCUUUUGCUACAUUUUACUAUGAACUGGCGGGAUUCUAACGACCGUAAUAUUGAGCCGAGUCCAAGGAGUGAAAUCUUAGAGAUUCUGUUUACUUCUUUUUUUCACACUAACGUAACUAGAACGGCAGUUUCAUGGAGAAACAUGAAAACCCUAAAACCUGUUUGUGGUUAAACAAAAAGAGGAUUGGAGUUUGUUAUCCUAGUCAACGACAAAUCAAACAGUGUUUUAAUGCUGAACAGCGAGCAGGUGAAACAAAGAGAACCAGUUGAGUGCUCGGUGUUCUCA
This is a messenger RNA of Physcomitrium patens, 1791 nucleotides long. Its product is annotated as protein arginine N-methyltransferase PRMT10. Gene Ontology annotation, molecular function: protein-arginine N-methyltransferase activity; histone methyltransferase activity. Lineage: Eukaryota; Viridiplantae; Streptophyta; Bryopsida; Funariales; Funariaceae. The record is from RefSeq and is a predicted model, not a curated record. Gene Ontology annotation, cellular component: nucleus. Gene Ontology annotation, biological process: peptidyl-arginine methylation, to asymmetrical-dimethyl arginine; chromatin remodeling.